AUGCAAGGCGAAGGUUAUUACCUAGGGCUGGAUUUAUCUACGCAGCAAUUGAAAUGCCUUGCUAUCGAUGGUGAUAUGCAGAUCAAGCACACCGAAGUUGUGGACUUUGACAGGGAUCUUCCACAUUACAACACGCAUAAAGGUGUAUAUAGCCACGGUGAUGUAGUUGAAUGUCCCGUUGGAAUGUGGUUAGAGGCCAUCGACCUGGUGUUCGAGAAAUAUAAGGGUGCAGGUUUUGACCUGAGUCAGGUGAAGGCUAUUAGUGGUUCUUGUCAACAGCAUGGAUCUGUGUAUUGGAAAACCGGGGCUGGUGACUUAUUAAAGCAUCUUAAUGAUGCCAAUGGAAACCUGGUGGACCAAUUGUACCCGGAUGGAUUCUCUAGAAAGACUGCUCCAAACUGGCAGGACCACAGCACUGGUAAGCAAUGUACGCAAAUUGAGAAAAAAGCAGGUGGUCCUGAGAAACUUGCUGAAAUAACCGGAUCCAGAGCCCAUUUUAGGUUUACUGGUCCUCAGAUAAUGAAAAUUGCUGAGAAUGAGGAGGAUAAUUACAAAAAUACGGAAACCAUCUCUUUGGUCUCAAGUUUUUUGACCUCUAUAUUAUGCGCUAAACUUGUUCCUAUAGAAGAAGCGGAUGCAUGUGGAAUGAAUAUUUAUGAUAUAAAAGCCAAAAGAUACGAUGAUUCUUUGUUGGAUGUGAUUUCAGGCAAAUUUGGUAAGGAAGACCUACUAAAGAAGCUAAGUGGUUCUGUUACAAAAUGUAACUCUCCACAAUUGAUGGGAAACAUUGCCAAUUAUUUUGUAUCCAAAUAUGGAUUCGAUAGCGAAUGUGCCAUUUAUCCAUUUACUGGUGAUAAUUUGGCAACUAUUUGUUCUCUACCGCUAGAGAAGAAUGAUAUCUUGGUGUCUUUAGGGACAAGCACUACUAUUCUAAUGGUUACUGACCAGUAUCAUCCCUCUCCUAAUUAUCAUCUAUUUACCCACCCAGCAAUUGCCAAUUGUUACAUGGCAAUGAUAUGCUAUUGCAAUGGAUCUCUUGCUAGAGAGAAAGUAAGAGAUAGUUUAAAUGAAAAUCAAAGUACUAGCUGGACUAACUUUGAUGAGGCUGUUCUUGAUGAAAGUCUUGAUACAUCUGGUGAGUUGGCUGUGUAUUUCCCAUUGGGUGAGAUUGUUCCUAGUGUUGAUGCAAUCACUAAGAGGGUGUUGUAUGACCCAAAGAAUUGUGAAAUUGUCAAGUACGUAGAUAAAUUCGACAAUAAUCGCCACGAUGCUAAGAUUAUAGUGGAAUCACAGGCUUUGAGUGCUAGGGUUAGAGUUGCUCCACUUUUAAGUGGAACUGUUGAUGAAUCAAAUGAUGAAAAAUCGGAGACCAUGGUUCAUUUCGAUUACGAUAGUAUGAAAUUCUCUGAGUACUCGUCUAAGCGACCAAACCGAGUGUAUUUUGUUGGUGGUGCAUCAAAGAAUGAUGCCAUUGUUAAGAAGUUUUCUGAAGUUCUAGGGGCUAAAAAUGGUAAUUUCAGACUUGAGACACCAAAUUCUUGUGCUUUGGGAGGUUGUUUCAAAGCGUUGUGGUCGGAUCUAUGGAAAAAAAAGAAGAUAGAUGAGAAGGUUACUUUUGAUUCCUUUUUAAACCGCUAUUUCCCCACUGAUGAAUUAGAAGAAAUAAAGGUAGAUGAUAUCACAAAGAAAUGGGAAGCUUACAAAGACAAGAUUAUACCAUUGAGCAAAUUAGAAGAAGAGUUAAAGUAA
Messenger RNA from Nakaseomyces glabratus, 1749 nucleotides. It is a transcript of the gene XKS1, whose product is annotated as xylulokinase. Gene Ontology annotation, cellular component: cytosol. Gene Ontology annotation, molecular function: D-xylulokinase activity. The record is from RefSeq and is a predicted model, not a curated record. Gene Ontology annotation, biological process: xylulose metabolic process; D-xylose metabolic process; phosphorylation. NCBI's taxonomy places the organism in Eukaryota, Fungi, Ascomycota, Saccharomycetes, Saccharomycetales, Saccharomycetaceae.